AUGUAUCUCUCUCCUUUCCGGCAAAAGCACGGAGGAAAAAGCAUCCGGCGAGAAGACUUAAGUGACAUACUCAAAAGAGGAGUGUCCUCAGGCAGUGGGUCCAGUCAAGCCCGCUCGGCAGUUCCCGCCGCAGCCCCCGAGAUACAGCCAGGGCCGGCGCGCGCAGCCGGGGAGGAGGGUCGGGGAAUGAGGCCGCCGGGGGCGGGACGCCGGCUCCCGGGGCCGCCUCUCCCAGGGCCAGAGGCGAGCCACUCGGGACAACUUCCUCUUAUGCCCCUGGCCCGGGCCCUCGACUGGGUUCCCAGGAGCCGAACCUCAGAGGAUCCAGAACGGCAGCUGGUCCUUGCUGGGCUGUUCCUGUCCAUCUGCCUGGUCACGGUGCUGGGGAACCUACUCAUCAUCCUGGCCGUCAGCCCUGACUCCCACCUCCGCACCCCCAUGUACUUCUCCCUCUCCAACCUGUCCUUGCCUGACAUCAGUUUCACCUCCACCACGGUCCCCAAGAUGAUUGUGGACAUCCAAUCUCACAGCAGAGUCAUCUCCUAUGCAGGCUACCUGACUCAGAUGUCUCUCUUUGCCAUUUUUGGAGGCAUGAAAGAGAGACACGCUCCUGAGUGCGAUGGCCUAUGACCGGUUUGUAGCCAUCUGUCACCCUCUAUGUCAUUCAGCCAGUAUGAACCCGUGUUUCUGUGGCUUUCUAGUUUUGUUGUCUUUUUUUUUCUCAGUCUUUUAGACACCCAGCUGCACAACUUGAUUGCCUUACAAGUGACCUGCUUCAAGGAUGUGGAAAUUCCUAAUUUCUUCUGUGACCCUUCUCAACUCCCCCAUCUUGCAUGUUGUGACACCUUCACCAAUAACAUAAUCAUGUAUUUCCCUGCUGCCAUAUUUGGUUUUCUUCAGAUCUCGGGGACCCUUUUCUCUUACUAUAAAAUUGUUCCUCCAUUCUGAGGGUUUCAUCAUCAGGUGGGAAGUAUAAGGCCUUCACCGCCUGUGGGUCUCACCUGUCAGUUGUUUGCUGAUUUUAUGGAACAGGCGUUGGAGGGUACCUCAGUUCAGAUGUGUCAUCUUCCCCAAGAAAGGCUGCAGUGGCCUCAGUGAUGUACACGGUGGUCACCCCCAUGCUGAACCCCUUCAUCUACAGCCUGAGA
Molecule: messenger RNA, 1148 nt
Organism: Pan troglodytes (chimpanzee)
Lineage: Eukaryota; Metazoa; Chordata; Mammalia; Primates; Hominidae
Product: olfactory receptor 1B1-like
Exons: 3
Coding region: 1-630 (209 amino acids)
Biological process (GO): G protein-coupled receptor signaling pathway
Cellular component (GO): membrane
Molecular function (GO): G protein-coupled receptor activity; olfactory receptor activity
Source: RefSeq, a predicted model, not a curated record